UUUAGCACUCUGCUUGAAGCUGCUAGGAACUAUUAGCCGCAGCCUUUGCAGUUUGGCGGGGCUGUAUUUCUGGAUUUUGCAGACCAAGCUGUGCGGUGUAAAGGCUGUGCAUUGGAAUUGGGAGAAGCCUUUAAAAAAGCAAAUCAGAGCGAUGCCUUCUCUGUAGAUUCUGCAAAUUCAAGAGAGCUCCGAUCAAGAUGGCCAAGUACAGACUCAUCUUGCUGAGACAUGGCGAAGGGGCUUGGAACAAGGAAAAUCGAUUCUGUAGCUGGGUUGACCAGAAACUGAGCGCCGAUGGGGUGAAGGAAGCUCAGACCUGUGGGAGGCACCUCAAAAUGCUGGGUUUCGAGUUCGACCUUGUGUUUACUUCCAUUCUUAGCCGCUCUAUUCAGACUGCGUGGCUUGUGCUUGAGGAGAUGGGGCAGGAGUGGGUCCCCACUGAAUCUUCCUGGAGGCUGAACGAACGACAUUACGGGGCGCUGAUUGGCCUCAACAGGACAGAGAUGGCUUUGAACCAUGGUGAGGAGCAAGUGAAAAGGUGGAGAAGGAGCUACGACGUCAGCCCACCUCCCAUCAGUGAGGUCCACCCUUACUAUCACGAAAUAUAUAAUGAUCGCAGGUAUAAGUACUGUGAUGUACCAAAAGAGAAGCUUCCUAAGUCUGAGAGUUUAAAAGAAGUAUUGGAUAGACUCCUUCCGUACUGGAAUGAAAGGAUAGCACCAGAAGUCAAGAGAGGCAAGACUGUGUUAAUUUCUGCCCAUGGAAAUAGCACAAGGGCUCUUCUGAAGCAUCUGGAAGGCAUCUCUGAUGAGGCUAUAGUUAACGUGACUCUUCCCACCGGCGUGCCCGUCCUCCUUGAACUUGAUGAAAAUCUGCAACCGCUCGGCCACCACCAAUUUCUGGGUGACCAAGAAGCCAUACAAGCUGCCAUCAAGAAAGUGGAAGAUCAAGGGAAGGCCAAACCUAUGGCUGAGAAAUAAAGACCACUUUACAAACGCUUUGCUCAUAGCUCUAAUGAUGUGCAGCAAAAUAUGGCACUUUGUGAAUUGUUUUAUGCCUACUUGCUUAGCUUUCGGUUCUCACCAAGGGUUAGACAAGGGCUGUUAGAUUUUAGCAGUUUAUCUCGGGGGAUUGGGUUUCAGAUCCUGGUAUGAGAGUCACAAUGGCAGGUGAGUUGAUUAGGCUUUAAUUAGAAGGAUAAAAUGCGUCAAUGUGUAUUUUCCUCAACUUUUCAUAUGAGAGAAACUCUGUGUUAAGAACCAGAUUUCUGCAAAGCGGUGACCAGGUACCAUUGUGAUAAAUUGGAGAUAAAACAGGGAAUGUCAGAUCUGAUUUAAUAUUGGCCCAUAGGAAGAUCAUGAAGGACUGAAGAUCACAAACAGUAAACCUUCCCAAAGAUGUUCACUCACAGUCUUAACGUGGACUUUUAUGUUUUUUAUCAUUGGACAGCCUCUUGCAUUGGUUGACGUAUUUGUCGGGGCCCACUUUUAUUGUAUAACUGACGUUCAACUAAUUCUGAAUAAAGCCCUUAUUUUUAUCCGCUU
Pantherophis guttatus is the source of this 1544-nucleotide messenger RNA. It is a transcript of the gene BPGM, whose product is annotated as bisphosphoglycerate mutase. Gene Ontology annotation, biological process: glycolytic process. NCBI's taxonomy places the organism in Eukaryota, Metazoa, Chordata, Lepidosauria, Squamata, Colubridae. Gene Ontology annotation, molecular function: intramolecular phosphotransferase activity. The record is from RefSeq and is a predicted model, not a curated record.